This is a messenger RNA of Plasmodium gonderi, 1035 nucleotides long. RefSeq lists its product as hypothetical. The transcript has a single exon. Lineage: Eukaryota; Apicomplexa; Aconoidasida; Haemosporida; Plasmodiidae. The coding region runs from base 1 to 1035 and encodes 344 amino acids. The record is from RefSeq and is a predicted model, not a curated record.
AUGAGCAAAUCUCUGAAACGAGGAGAAGUCUAUUUUAAAGGGGUUUUAAAGUAUUACAAAAAGAAAUGUACAACAAUUCGUGAUGAUGUUGGUUAUGGAAAUACCUCAACGAGUAUGGGAUACGUACGCAAAUUAAAGGAGAAAAAUGCUGCACAUAAAAAUCAAGAGACGAGGAAAAAUAUUAAUCAAAUAGUGGGGAGUUUGAGUGCGAAUAGGAAUAAUAAUUAUGACUUGCAGGUAGAUCAAGGUGAUGAAAUUGAGCAUGAGCAAGAAAAUAAAGAGGAACAAGAAGGAACACAUGAACAAUUACGACAUAGGUUUUUAAAACCGACAGAUCUACCACUAGAACUACCAAUAGAACAGAGCACUAACCUCUCCAAUGCUACUACUACCAUAAGCGAUGCUAGAGAGAUAUACACGAAAAGACAUUUACCAGAUGAAAUAUUUAAAAAACGCUAUCCCCCAAAAUUUCGAAAUGAGGAUAAUUCGCACACUGAAGAUGUUUAUGUUAAUAAUCCUCCUAAAUUCAAUAACACGAAUGUUUCAUUAAGUGAAAAAAAUGGUGAUAAUAUCCGUGAGUAUUCCAGCACUUUCAAUAAGAAAGGAAGGGAAAAAAAUUUAGCAAAAUCAAGAAAUCCUUCUAACAAAAAAAAAUGUGUUUUUAAAAAAAAUUACUUAAACAAGAAAAAAAAAAAUAUAUUAAACACGACUAACAGCAAUCCGUUAUAUUUCGAUCUGUACCAUAAUUAUGAAGAUUUACAACUAUGCGAUAACAGGUCUUUUAUAAAAAGAAAUAAAAAAAAAGUAAACAAACAGAAGAUUAAAUAUAAAUAUGAGAUGCCUACCAUAGCUUCUUUGGGAAAAGUCAAAAAAUUAAAUUAUUUAAAUUUAAUAACUAAUGAAAAUGAAAUGAGUAAACAGGAAAAGAUGUUUCUAAAUAAUUUAUCACAUGUAUACUUCGAUAGGAACUCUUUUCAUGCAGUUGCCCCAUCAAGCAAAAAGUUAAAACGUAGAAAAAAACAAAGUCAUCUAUAA